AUGACGGGGGGGGUUGAGAGGAGAUGGGAGACUCUGAGCAAAAGAUUGAAACUGGAGAGGAGAAAAGAAGGUAAGAAAAGCCGGCAGGCAGCCCAGGUCCGCAGGGCUCAUGGAAACACUCUCCAACGUUCCGGGAUACGAACACGGGCCUCUGGCGGGUCUAGCUCCGGACAAGACACACGAACCCACCCGAGAGAGAGGUCGAGAGCCGGCCUCCACUCCGCCCUCUGCCCGCCUCCCCGCCCCCUCCCAGACUUGCCCGGGGGUGGUGGUGGGGACACGAGGACGGCCAGAGAGAAGAGAGGGAAGGCGCGCGCUCUGAACCCCAGCCCAGGAAGGGGAACUCACCCGAGCCCCCUGAGGCACAGCGUUCUUACCCAAGCUCCCGGCCAGUUCGCCUCUUUCGCCUGCCCGCCCUCCGAGGUGGCGGUGGCUGCAGAGACGCCUCCUCCUCUUCCUUCAGUAGCCGGCGGCGGGUCUCCUCACCCCUCUGAGCCGAGGAUUGCCAUCUCCCAGCGGCAGCCGCCCCAGCGUCGGCCCCCAAGCGGUGCAGGCCGCCUGCAGCCGCACGGACCCCACCAGCCAGGGAGACUGCAGACUACGGGGUCCCCUUCCCCCCCACCCCAACCCUCAGCCCCGAACCGCACGCCGCCUGGAUCCAGCCCCACACCUCCUUCCGCGGGAACGAGUUCUGUCCGUCCCCUCGUCCGCGGCGCCGCGCCCCGAGCGCGCGCCGCCGCCGCCACCCCCGCCCCCCGUCACUAUGCCCGGGAGCACGCGCAACACUGCCACAUCCACCCGGCCUCCAUUAUGCUCGGGAGCGCGCGCAACGCCGCCGCCACCCCAUACACAACUUUGCCCGGGAGCGCGCGUAGCGCCGCCACGGUCGCCGCAGAGAAAUCCGGCCCGGCCUAAGAACCGGUUCUCUGAGCAUGCGCAGAAGCGUCUGCCGGGGUACGACUACCAUUUAGAUUUAAUUUGUCCGGGUCUUCCCAGCAGUCAGGAGGGAGGCGGAGACGGUAGUGAGAGGUGAGAAAGAGACUGAACCUGAGAAGGGGCGGAGUUCCUGCAGAAACCUGGAAAACGGGGCAGGUUUCCGAGAGAAAGUCGUGGCUCUGACUUUUAAAGUUUGUCAGCCGAAAUGCUGGCUUGAGUUGAAGAAAUCCGAUGCACAGCUUAGCUGCAGCAAAGGAAAAUGUUCUUGGAAGAAAACGAGUGAAACAUGUGACACGAGGCUCUGGGUGAAGGACUGUGUCUGAAACCUCUUCGGGAUCAUAUCUUCCACCACUAUCCCCGCAGGAGGCAUCACAACCUGGGAACUGAACGGGCCUGAGACAAUAUCAACCUGGCCUCUCUUGACAACAACCUGCAACAUUGAUUUUUAAAGUGGUACCUCCCCAAGAGGCACUCGUUUUUUAUUUGCAAAUUAGGAAACUGAGGCCAAGUGAUUUACCCAAGGACACACACUAGGUGAAGUAAAUAAAAUCAGAAGAAAAGCAUAUACAAUGAUUGUGAUAAUAUAAUGGAAAGAGAACAAGAAGGAAGUUGAACAAUGAGGAAUUAUAAUAAACUCUUGAUUCUAGAGAACAGAUAAUUAAACAUAAUUAUUUCCUAUCAGGAGAGGAAGGGGACUAUACUCAACAGGAUGAUAUAUACAUUGUUAGUUAUUGCCACUGUUUUUUAUUAUUUUUGCUUAAGUAUUUUGCUUUGUUGAAAUGGAGGUUUUGUUUCUGGAGAUGAUGAAAGGCAUCAACAAACCUUUUUUAAUUUUAAAGAAUCAGUGUGAAUUUACUAAUUAUCUGAAGACCUGGAGGAAGUGAAUAAGAAUGAAGUGUAGAGAAUGAUUCCAAAUUGAAUGACUGGAAGAACUGUACUGCUCUCACCGGAAAUAGAGAAAUUAAGAGGAGCACCUCAAGGGGGAAAGAUGAUGAGUCUUUUUUGGACAUGUUGAAGUUUAUCAGACCUAUGGGGAAUCCAAGUAAAGAUUUCCAAGGAGCAACUGGUGAUUGAGAUUAGAAUUAAGGAGAGAGAUGAUGAUUUAACUUAUGGAACGUUGAGGAAAGAUUAUAAUGAGAGAUAAGAUACACAAUGACCAACCAUGAUUCUGGAAGAUGGAUGAUGAAGCAUACUACCUACCUCUACACAAGUGAAGUGAUGGAUUUAGGGGGAGAUAUAAACCAUGCAGGAAUUUGUUGUGCUUGA
This is a messenger RNA of Monodelphis domestica (gray short-tailed opossum), 2202 nucleotides long. The record is from RefSeq and is a predicted model, not a curated record. NCBI's taxonomy places the organism in Eukaryota, Metazoa, Chordata, Mammalia, Didelphimorphia, Didelphidae.